Molecule: messenger RNA, 1995 nt
Organism: Phytophthora sojae
Lineage: Eukaryota; Oomycota; Peronosporomycetes; Peronosporales; Peronosporaceae
Exons: 2
Coding region: 49-1995 (648 amino acids)
Source: RefSeq, a predicted model, not a curated record
CGCGAGAGUCGGAGACUAUUGUCAGGCGCCAGCCACUCCACCACCGGAAUGAAAGGUGUGACGCCGUUCGCCGCCGUCCACGUGACGCCGGACCAAGCGCGACGCUAUGAGCGCCAAGCGCGUCAGCUGCUGGACGACACGAUCCGGGAGUUCGACGCGCACGUCGCCGCCUGCGGGAGCGGCAAGAACCCGCUGCACAACAAGUGGCAGUGGAAGCCGCUCAAGACCCAGGAAGGUCUCAACGUGUACAAGGAGCGACAACCGACGCACCCGGAGCUCAACCCGCUCGCAACUCGCAGCACCAAGACUUCAUCCAUCGACUCAGCGUCCAGGGGGAGCUCCACCACCAGCUCAACGACCGACAGAGUAGCGAAGCCAACGAAAGCCCUUGCGAUGGCUGCGUACGCGCCGGAGAUGGCUACUUCUACGUCGUCCGCAGCAGUGCCCGGGGCCUCGUCGGUGGCCUCCGCGGUCAUCACCGGGCGCAUCGACGGCAGCUUGAACGACGCCAUGUAUGGACUCCAUGCGACGGAUUCGCCGGAGCUGCAGCUCCGCCUGCGUUACAUGCCAGACGCGGAGGUGCUUGACACAGCCAUGCUCAGCCUUAUCCAGUCUCCUACUGCAGCCAGCCCCUUCCAGUUCAUCGGCCUGCAGUGGGUCCUUCGCGGCGAGAAACCUGCUCGAGCCAAGUCAAGUUCGCGACGACCGCGAGACUUUGUGGUUCUGGUGUCGUCGGGGUUUGUACAGCACAAAGUAUCGGGCACUUCGGAGCCGCAGGAGAUCGGCUACUACCUGUGCCAGUCGGUGGAGGUGUCGGAGUGCGGAGAACUGGCCAAGCAAGGUUUCACGAGGGGGUGGCUUUCGACCUGUUCACUGUUUACCUCAGCACAGGGCGGCUCGGCGCAGGUAGACGUGUUUUCGCGUGGAUUCGUGGACUUUAAGGGCAAGAUGCAGGAUUACCAGGCCACGAAUAUGAUCACGGCGCUGCUGCUCGCUGGAGUCGCGGAUUCGGCCACCUGCGGCCAGAACAAGAAGCUGGGCUGGCUGCUGAAUUUCAAGGGCGCAGCGGCAGAGUUUCGACGCGCACAGCCGGAGUCGAAGGCCUCGCCAAGUCGCUGCGGCAUCUGCGAGCGCAAGUUCGGCGUAUUGCACAGCGCCGCGUCCUGUAGCCUCUGUCGGGUCAAGAUCUGCUCGCGCUGUCGGGUGAGUCGCGAUGUGAGCUUCGUGAAGCGGCGAGACGCAGCGAUAAGCGCCACGCAGAGCCGAAGUUGGGAUGAGGGCCACAACGCCACGGCCCAGGUGCGCUGCCUGAACGUCAUCCUGUGCAAGAACUGCAAGAUGAAUGCCAGCCACUUGGACGCGCGCGUCAUGGCCCGACGAGAGAUCGAGGCGGGCUACGGACUGAACGAGAUCGCACACAGUGCCCCCGUUAGCAUUGGUGAGAUUGUAGUCCGGAGGAACAGGAACUCGUUCUCCUCAGGAGACUCGUGCGAUAGUUCUACUACGUCACAGAUGCGCGUCUGGACUCCUGGCGCCGACACAGCCAAGCUGCGAGGGCGCGAGGAGAUAUCGAGUGCUGCGGUGGUCUGGAAACCGCCCAAGGCCUUGAUCACCAGGAUGGACAGCGGCAAGUCCAACUUCUCGGACUGCUCCGGGGCCAAGACGGUCUCGUCCGUGUGUUCCUUUGCGUCGACGCUGCCGUCUCCACGAGAUUUAGAGAGAUCUAGCGAGGAGCCGAGCUGCGAGUUGACUACGUACCAGCCGCGUCAACAACACCAGCCUCAGUACGCGGGCGAAGACCCCGAGAUCAUCUACACGCAGCGGUCGGCCAACAUGGCCAACUCUCGAGCAGACUUGGUGCGGAGGAUGCAGGAGCUGCAGAAGAGCGCCGAGUCGGUGUAUCAGUUCACGAGUCAGAUGAACGCCAACACGCGCUACCGCCACCAGCCGCCCGAGUCUUCGUACACCAGCACCUUUAUCUCGGAGCUGGACUAG